Messenger RNA from Macaca mulatta (Rhesus monkey), 1113 nucleotides. It is a transcript of the gene PPP3R2, whose product is annotated as protein phosphatase 3 regulatory subunit B, beta. The record is from RefSeq and is marked provisional. Gene Ontology annotation, molecular function: calcium ion binding. Lineage: Eukaryota; Metazoa; Chordata; Mammalia; Primates; Cercopithecidae.
GCCCCCAGGAGCCCUCUACCCUCACCCCAUGGCCCAACCGUCCGGGCACGCGCCCCGCCCGAGCCCACCGCCCCUGCGCCCUCCUCCCACCCUGUGAGCCGUGGCCGUUGCCAGAUGUCCACAAUGGGAAACGAGGCCAGUUACCCGGCGGAGAUGUGCGCCCACUUUGACAAUGAUGAAAUUAAAAGGCUGGGCAGGAGGUUUCGGAAGUUGGACUUGGACAAAUCAGGCUCUCUGAGCGUGGAGGAGUUCAUGUCCCUGCCGGAGCUGCGCCACAACCCGUUGGUGCGGCGAGUGAUCGACGUCUUCGACACCAACGGCGAUGGAGAAGUGGACUUCAAGGAAUUCAUCCUGGGGACCUCUCAGUUCAGCGUCAAGGGCGACGAGGAGCAGAAGUUGAGGUUUGCGUUUAGCAUUUACGACAUGGAUAAAGAUGGCUACAUUUCCAACGGGGAGCUCUUCCAGGUGCUGAAGAUGAUGGUGGGCAACAACCUGCCGGACUGGCAGCUCCAGCAGCUGGUCGACAAAACCAUCCUCAUCCUGGACAAGGAUGGCGAUGGGAAGAUAUCCUUUGAGGAAUUCAGUGCUGUGGUCAGAGACCUGGAGAUCCACAAGAAGCUGGUCCUCAUCGUGUGAGCCUUUUUCUUACAAGCACCACCCAACAACUUUUGCUUUCUUCCCUACCUCUUUCAAGAUUUGCUCAAGAUGUCCAACUGUCUCUCUGACUUAGCUGAAAGUAUUUCUCUUUGUGAAGCCAUAUGUCCCAACAGGAGCUUCAUCACCAGCUCAGUGCUAUUAAUUCUUCUCUGAAUGACUCAGGGUACCCUAUGAGGGGAAGAGCAAGUCAAUUGAGCAUAGUGGGGAAAGAAAAGGAAAUGCCUUUUAUAAACAUCUUUGUUUUGAUCCAAAGACCAAACUAGAACUUUGAAAGUUCAAAAAUAAGAAAAUAUAUAUUUUUGCUGUUAUUUCUCAUCAUUUUGUUUAUGGGAGGAAAUUUAUAAUUUGCAUGGGUGUUAGGUGAACUGUUUUCAUUUGCUUGUGUUCAGAUAUCUUGUCAGAUUGUUAACUUCCUAUUGUAGCAACAGGGACAAAUAUAUUUAUCUUUGCUGGGCA